Molecule: messenger RNA, 411 nt
Organism: Symbiodinium natans
Lineage: Eukaryota; Dinophyceae; Suessiales; Symbiodiniaceae
Source: the annotation of a GenBank genome assembly
AUGCAGGACGGCCUUCCGCUAUGGCUAGAGAUCUGCGAGGUGGCGCGAGCGUUACGUGACAGCAGGCGAAAGCUGCUGGCAAACUGCCUUGCCAGCCAGCACUACAAUGAACAGCCUGGCCACACCCCUGGCCACACCCCUGGCUGCGCGCGGGUGAGCGCUACCAAGACAGCAGCAGCACAGAACGUGUCAUCUGUGGCUGUGCAAGCUGAGCGAAAGCAUGCAUUUCGCCGAUGCUACGGCACCGGAUUCACGUUCUUGUCCAUGCCGGACAGAGCGCACUGUGCGCUUCAGGCUGCUGCCGCAAGGCACAACACGCCAGAACACGCCCAACGUCCAACAAUUUGUGGUACUUGGGUGUUUGCCCAGCUUCUUCCCAAGGGCUUGGCUUUCCUGACAUGCGAGAGUUGA